Photinus pyralis (common eastern firefly) is the source of this 5412-nucleotide messenger RNA. RefSeq names its product patj homolog. Gene Ontology annotation, molecular function: protein binding. Lineage: Eukaryota; Metazoa; Arthropoda; Insecta; Coleoptera; Lampyridae. The record is from RefSeq and is a predicted model, not a curated record. The transcript is spliced from 2 exons. The coding region runs from base 213 to 2180 and encodes 655 amino acids.
UGUCAAAAUGUGUGUUAUAAACGUCAAAUGAGAAUUUAAAAGUGAAUUUAAAAACGCAAGAAAAUAAGAUGAGGUACCGCAGUAGUGAGAUUGAAAUGUUUUGCUUAAAGCAUUUACAUAAAAUGGGCGUUUGACAAAAGAGAAAAACCAAAAUCGAAAGGCGCUAGAGCAUUUAACUUGUCCAAAAUUAAAAAUGUACAAAAAAUCACAAAAUGGUCUUAAGUACAGAAUGGUCUCAAGUUGAAGUAAUAGACCUUAUAAAUGACGGUUCCGGUUUAGGUUUUGGCAUCGUCGGCGGCCGAAGCACUGGUGUCGUUAUCAAAUCUAUUCUUCCAGGAGGGAUUGCCGACAGAGACAAUCGACUUCAAAGCGGCGACCACAUCUUACAAAUCGGCGAUGUAAAUCUGCGAGGUCUAGGAUCCGAUCAGGUGGCAAGCGUUCUUCGCCAAACCGGUUCGCAGGUUAGAAUGGUAGUAGCGAGACCGAUCGAGCCGUCGUCUGUUAAUUUCCACAAUGUCUCGAGUACGGCGCCGAUAGUUCCGACGAAAAUUCUAACGGAUCCCGAAGAAUUAGACCGGCAAUUGCUUCAAAAUGGUUACUCGCAAAUUUGCAACUUGCACGCUUAUAAUAAUCAAGAUCUCGCUCAAUUACAUUUAAAUAAUAUUGAUAUUAACGAAUUAAACGUACUUAACGCUAUCGAUAUUAACGUAGUAAAUUCGUCGAAUAAUUUAUCGCCGGAUAGUGAGAAGCAGUUUGUGGUCACGCCCGUCGAUAUCGAACAAGCUUUGCCGGAAACCGAACGUUUUACGGUCGAGUUAAACAAGAACGAGUAUGGCUUAGGUAUUACGAUCGCCGGAUACGUCUGCGAACGAGAGGAUCUGAGCGGGAUUUUCAUAAAAAGUAUCAGCGAAGGAAGCGAGGCGUACCGUUGCGGUACAAUCGACAUUAACGAUCGUAUCGUCGAGGUGAACGGUUAUCCGCUUCACGAAUGCACCAAUCAUCAGGCGGUCGAGAAACUGAAGCAGAGCGGGAAUGCGGUCGUGCUUACGCUGGAAAGGUAUCUACGCGGUCCGAAGUAUGAGCACUUGCAAGAAGCGUUAGCCAGCCAGCAAGACAAGAAAGAUUUAAGUCCUCCGUCUCCGUCGGUUACGACACUUAGCUGGAUUCCGAUAGAUGCUGAUAUUUCAAUAGAACCGGAGGGUGAAUCGGUCACAACUGUUAAUAGUGAGAUUUACGACAACAACCCCGACAACGUUGAGAUAUUCGUGGAUGAAAACUUUGACGCCGAUUUAACCGAAGAUUUGGAAACGACGAUCAAGAAAAAGUGGGAGAGCCUCGUCGGUCCCGAGUCUGAAAUUGUAGUAGCGCACAUAAAAAAAUUAAAAGGACUAGGAAUAAGUUUAGAAGGUACGGUCGACGUUGAAGGUGGAGUUGAGCUGAGACCGCGCCACUACAUCCGGUCAAUUUUACCCGACGGUCCCGUCGGACAGCACGGCAAGUUGGGGUCGGGGGAUGAGCUGCUGGAAGUUAACGGUCAGAAGUUGUUGGGGAUAAAACAUGUCGAGGUCGUAAAAAUACUCAAAAGUCUACCAAAUACAGUCCGCCUUGUGUGUUCACGUAAGCACGACGAGAAUCGUGUUAUAAAUACUUCGCAGGAUAGGGAAGCGUUCGAAGCUAGAAAUAUUUUAGGUGGAAGCUUGAAAAACCUACUUCCUCAACCCGAGCAGAAAUUACUUAAGGCACUUAGUGAUACUAGUAUUAAUACGUCGAGUACCGCUACAAUUACCGACGAGACUAACUUGCAAAAGGCUAAGUCGCGAUCUUUAGAAAACACAAACCUGGCCAUGUGGUCGGAUUCGGUCGAAUUUGUAGAUUUAGUGAAGGGCGAGAGGGGGCUCGGUUUUUCUAUUUUAGAUUAUCAAGAUCCCUUGGAUCCGAAGUCAACCGUAAUCGUGAUACGUAGUUUAGUACCUAACGGUGCUGCAGAGCUUGAUGGUAGGUUGAAGCCUGGCGAUCGCUUAAUAUCGGUCAACGAUAGAGUUAUUAAGAACGCCAAUCUCGAUCAGGCCGUGCAAGCAUUAAAAGGAACGUCGCUCGGUAAGGUUAAGAUUGGCAUUGCAAAACCACUUCCUUUAUCUAGACCUAGCGAUUCACGUAGCAGCCCAACUGUUGGUUCGUAACUGGUAGGUAGCAACCAAUUAAUUGUUGAUUUCCGAAUCAAAAUGCAGACAGUAUUGGAAUUUGGAAUGUAAUUGCAUUGGAAUGGCCCCACAGUAAGCGCCAAUGUUUUAUGGUAAAAAAACACUUAAAGUGGUAUGUGUAUAUUAUGCUUGCCAGGAGAGAAUGCCGGUCACAGAACACCUGAUGCAGCUCUACAAAUUUAAUAUGAAAAACAUACAGUUGUGGAUCGGCAUCAGUUGUUCAGUGAUCGGCAUUCGCUCCCCACGAGCGUUAUAGUAUACACAGCAUUUAAGUUUCCCUCUAAAACAUGAAAUUAUCUUUUUCGAAUAUGCCGAUAUACAGGGUGUUUUUUUGGAAGCUGUAAUUUUAAAUGAAACGCCUAUAUUUGGAUUCUACUGAAAUUUCAAAUAGAAUCCAAAAAUAGGGGUUUCUAUUUAAAAUAACGAAGUUACUAGAACUAAAGCAACUACAACAACUAAAACACCCUGUAUAGCACUUUGGUAAAAAGGAUUCGUCUAAAAAAAUAUUACAAGUGGGGAGGUUUCAUUGAAAAUUUAUACAUGAAGAUGGAUGAGGUUUAAAGAUUGGGAUAUUUUUGAAGCUAUUUAGGUAUUGGUAAAUUAAAAAGAACUGUGAUCUAGUAAUGGAAUUGAUUUUAAUCAUAAGCAUAAGCAAAAUUGUGGUAUGUACCUAAUCCAAUCUCAAACUUUAAGGAUGUGUUUACCAUAUGCAAAUUAUCUGUUUGUGAGAAGAAUCAGUGUAGAUAUCUUUGGUAGUGCUUUGUUGUAAACUACAUGUAGUUCUAAGGUUUGUGUGUUUGGAAUGAUAUUUUUUUUAUAACUUACAAUAGGUUUGUAUUUGACCGAGUACAUUUGGGUCGUUUAAUGAAAAUCUGUUGCGUUAUUCGAGUCAAAUUGCUAAAGGAAACAAAUUUUAAAUUUCAACAACACAAAUUUACUCGGUUUAAGUACAAACCUUGAGUGUUGUUUGGCAGGACAAUUUAACGUACAAGAAAUUCACGUUGCUAUUAAAAAAAAUUCAAGAUGGCGGUCGCACUAAAAAAAAUAGCGUUCUAAUUUUCAUGCCUAUAUCUCAAACGGUUUGAGCGUGAGAUUUAAUCGCGACCCUGUAUAUACUUUUUUGGAAAACGUUAAAUAUGCUUGUGUAGGAAGCUCCAAAGAGUCCGUUCAUUUAGCCAUCUGUUAGCCCAAAAAUGAAGCAAUUUUGUUGUAUCUACUCUACUGUAUCUCAAUGUGUUCUAUUGUGCAUUUGUGUGCACAAUUUGUGCCUUUUUCGUUUUAGAAAAAUUUUAAAAAUUAAAAUGGGGGCUAAGUGAACGUUUAGCGCCGUAAAAAAUUAAACUGUUUAAUACGCCAGUAUCACAUAAUACUUCAAUUGUGCUUAAUUGGGCUUUUAGGUUCACAUAUAUUUAGAGAAACCAAAUGGAGGGUAAAGUGAACUUUUAACGCCCCCCCCCCUCCCCUUCCCUCAAAAAUUGACCUUUUCAUACUGAAGUACAGGGUGAUUUCGUAUAUUUAGACAACGCUUUUGUUAGAAGAGAAAAAAAACUGUAAAUACAAAGGUAAAAAAACAAAAGAAAAUCACAAAGUUUAUUAUUUUUUAUCAAUUAAUAUAUUAUUUUUACCUUGAGAAUAACCCAGACCAACUUGACUGUUUAAUAUUUAUUUUCAAUAAACAAAAUGUGUCCUAAAUUUACAAAUAAUAAAUGGUCAUUACUACUUCCAAUACAUUUCCUGUAGUUUAUCCAAUUUAAGCAAAGUAUUGCUAAUAAAUAUGUAUUUUUGAAAUUAGAAAGAAAAGAUUUUUCAAUUUUUCGAAGAAUAUAUAACGCGCUCCAUUAAAAAUUUACCAAAUUUGCAUUUUUUACUAAAUUUGCAUUUUUUACUAAAUUUCUGGCGAAUUCUGAUAAGCCCCACAAUUUUUAUACUAAAUACUAACUAAUAAACGCGUUACGCGCUGUCUAAAUAUACCUAGUACUUUGAUUGUGCUUAAUUGCGCUUUUAUGGUCACUGUCUGUUCCAUUUUGAGUAAGCGUUUACUUAGGUGGGGGGGGGGCAAUGGGGGGAUUUCAUUUUUCGAAAUAUUUCCUAAAUCAAAAAGGCACAAUCCGUGAACAUACAAGCACAAUCAAAAGUGCUGUGUAAUACUGUUGUUUCAGUGUGAAAAUGUUUAAUUCAAGAGCGGGGGUUUUUUAAAACUAUUUCUAAAGCCAAAGAGACACAAAAAAAUUGGUGUAUUGUUAGGCUAAUGGGAGGGCUAAGUGAACGGACCGAUAGCAAAAACCAGAACUCCAAUUAAAAUGUCCUCAUAUAUUCUUCUUAUGGAAAUAGUAACGCAGACGCUUCAAAUAUCGAGAACAAUAUCACCAAAAUGUUUAGAACAUUCUCAAUAAUAAAAAAUGUGUGAUUGCGCCCUGUUUUUUGACAAGCAGGCAGAAAUUCAUGACUAUAAAGAACGGAAUGGUUCUACUGCGUAUUGUGGAAAAUGUAGCUCUCCUAAAAUAGGAUCUCAACAGGAUGCAAUAGAAUCCCUCCAACAAAAAGAAGCUUGCGGAACGGAUGUUCGGGAAAAUAUACAGGGUGGAAAUUUUAUCUGGAGCACUGAAUAUAUCUUCGAAAGUAUAUUUUUUUAGACUUUUUUGUGCUAUCCAAAAUUAUAAAAAUUUUGCCGCUGAUUUGUAUACCUUAGAAUUGUCACCAGUGGCGGACGUCUACAGAUCCAAGGGGGAAUAUAUAUUUUUAAUGGCAACUACUAUUUUUUAUUACAUAUUCUUAAAGUUUAUGGACAUAAAAACUAAAAUAAUUUUGAUUUAUAUGUUUUUUCAGUAACAGCUGAAUUAAAUACAGACGCACGACACUGUUCAUAGUUUUUAAGUUUGUAAAUUUGUUGAAUAUUUUUAAUAAUUUUUGAUUCAACAAAACUCUUGAAAUUUUGACACUCUGUAGGUCGGUCAUUAGGUGUUUGCGGACAUAUGCUUAUAUGAACUUUUUUAAAUUUCCUUUUAGACAGAUUCAUGAGUGAAGGGGUCUAUUUUUUAACCUAAAAACCCAUGUUGUUUGACGGUUUUUUUUCCGAAUAACUUUUAUGUCAUGAAAUGAGUUGAGAAAUGUCAUGUUCUAUUGACGUUUGAGGAAAAAGUAUUUGAUUGGAAAAAUUAUUCUUUGUAAAAAUGUAACUUAGUUAGGGUGGGUUUAUCAUCCGUGUAGACCC